Trematomus bernacchii (emerald rockcod) is the source of this 6566-nucleotide messenger RNA. It is a transcript of the gene efr3a, whose product is annotated as EFR3 homolog A (S. cerevisiae). Gene Ontology annotation, cellular component: plasma membrane. Lineage: Eukaryota; Metazoa; Chordata; Actinopteri; Perciformes; Nototheniidae. The transcript has 24 exons. Gene Ontology annotation, biological process: protein localization to plasma membrane. The record is from RefSeq and is a predicted model, not a curated record. Bases 161 to 2614 code for a protein of 817 amino acids.
UGUGUGUGCGUGUGUGCGUGCGUGUGACCGUAAAGCAGGAAGCUCUGCAGUAAGUAACCAGUUAAUCCUCCUGCUGCUGCUGUGUUACCUGCAGGUGAAGAGAGAGCAGGAGGAGCUGCAUGGAGGACAACUGACCAGAAGACCAGACAUUAGCACCAGGAUGCCAGCCGGAGUUUGUGGCUGCUGUGGGCCGCUGAGGCCGAGGUACAAACGCCUGGUGGACAACAUCUUCCCUGAGGACCCCAAAGAUGGCCUGAGUAAAUCUGACAUGGAGAAACUCACCUUCUACGCCGUCUCUGCUCCGGAGAAGUUGGACCGGAUCGGAGCGUACCUCGCCGAGAAGCUGAGCCGAGACGUGGUGCGACACCGAUACGGGAACGUGGUGAUCGCCAUGGAGGCUCUGGACCAACUGCUGAUGGCCUGCCACUCUCAGAGCAUCAAACCCUUCGUGGAGAGUUUCCUGCACAUGGUGGCCAAACUGCUGGAGUCCAGAGAGCCGGACCUGCAGGUGCUGGGGACAAACUCGUUUGUGAAGUUUGCCAACAUCGAGGAGGACACGCCGUCGUACCACCGUCGCUACGACUUCUUCGUGUCCCAGUUCAGCGCCAUGUGCCACUCCACUCACGAAGACACUGAGACCAGAACCAGGAUCCGUAUUGCAGGGAUUAAGGGUCUGCAGGGCGUUGUGAGGAAGACGGUGAACGACGAGCUGCAGGCAAUCAUCUGGGAGCCUCAGCAUAUGGACAAACUGAUCCCCUCCAUGCUGUUCAACAUGCAGGACAGCGACGACUUGGACAGGGCGGGGCACCCCGGCACCCCCUCGGUGGGUCAGGAGGGAGAGGAGAACCCUUCAGCGCUGGCAGAGAGCUGCUUCAGAGAGCUGCUGGGACGAGCUGCGUACGGAAACAUGAACAACGCCGUCAGACCCGUCUUAGUCCACCUGGAUAACCACCACCUGUGGGACCCCAAUGAGUUUGCUGUGUCCUGCUUCAGGAUCAUCAUGUACUCCAUCCAGGCUCAGCACUCGCACCACGUGAUCCAGCAGGUUCUGAACCACCUGGACACCAACAACAAGAACACGCCGCGGGUCAGAGCCGGCAUCGUGCAGGUUCUGCUGGAGACCGUGGCCAUCGCCGCUAAAGGAUCCGUGGGCCCCACUGUGCUGGAGGUGUUCAACACUCUGCUGAAGCACCUGAGGAUGAGCGUGGACUUUGAGACAGGAGAAGGUUUGAGGAGGAACUCGAGCAGCAGCGUUUCCUCCGGACGCAGCAAAGAGAGCGAGGAGAGGAUCGUGCAGAACGCUAUCAUCCAGACCAUCGGUUUCUUCGGGGGAAAUUUGCCCGACUACCAGCGAGCUGAAGUCAUGAUGUUCAUUAUGGGGAAAGUGCCCGUCUACGGGACCCCCUGCCACACUUUGGACACCGUGAAGAUAGGGCAUCAGGGAACCAAGAGGAUCCAGACGAUGCUGCUCAGCUCCCUCAUCAUGGUGACCUCCUCCUUCAAGUCCAAGUCGAUGGCGGCGGCUCUGUCCCCCCCCUUCCUCGACCCUCUGUUCUCCAUCUCUCUGAUGGAGGACGGAGAGCUGCGUCAGCUGGUUCUGGAGAUCCUGCACAACGUCAUCGAUCGCCACGACAACCGCGCCAAGCUACGCGGCAUCAGAAUCAUUCCUAACGUUGCAGCGCUGAAGAUCAAGAGGGAGAAGAUCUCCAAGCAAGACGUUACAUUCAUGAAGAAGCACGGGCAGCAGCUUUACCGCCACAUCUUCCUCGGCUGUAAGGAGGAAGAUAACGGUCAUAAAAACUUUGAGCUGCUCUUCACCACGCUCGCUGUCCUCACCAUCGAACUGGCCAACGAGGAGGUGGUGAUCGACCUCAUCCGCCUCUCCAUCGCUCUGCAGGACAUGGCUCUGACUAACGAGGAGAACCUCCCGAUGUUGACCCGCUGUGCCGUCCUGGGUCUGGUGGCAGCGUACCUGAACUUCCUGAGUCAGAUGAUCGCUAACCCUCCAUUCUGCCAGCACGUCAGCAAGGUGAUUGAGCUGAGGACCUUGGACGCUCCGUUCCUCCUGCCAGAGCACGUCUUCAAAGACAAGUGUCCCCUCCCUGAGUCUCUGGAUAAAGAGGACAGACUUCUCUACUUCCAGACCGUCGAUAUGAGCGAGUGUUUAGCCGGACCGGGGUACAACGCUGAGAGACUCUCCAUCCCUUAUGUUCCCCAGGUCACAGAUAAAGACCGGAUGACGAGGAGGAAGAGCUUCGUGGACACCAUCUCUCUGCAGGUGGACAUCAUCUCCAACAUCCUGCCUGACAAGUCCCAGCUGGCCGAGGAGAUCACGUUCGAGACGCUGAAGAAAGCCAUCGACACGACGGGGGUGGAGGAGCAGGAGCGGGAAAAGAGGCGUCAGCUGAUGGAAAAGUUCCAGAAAGCUCCGUUUGAAGAGAUCGCCGCUCACUGCGAGUCCAAGGCGAACUUGUUGCACGACCGUCUGGCUCAGAUCUUCGAACUAACCAUCAGACCCCCCCCCAGUCCUUCAGGGGUCGUCUCCAUUUCCUCCGGACACAAUCAGUCCGUCCCCGUCUACGAGAUGAAGUUCCCCGACCUGUGUGUGUACUGAUCUCACACACACGCGCACACACACACACACACAGUGAUAUAUCAGCAAACUGCUAAGGAAGAACUCUCACUCUGUACUGUCGUUUCCUCAGACCAGCACAGCGUCGCACAAAAUGCAGAAAAACACAAAAAAACUUUAAUCUGAAAAUCCAAGCAAAAAUCAGUUUAUAAUCUCCAGUUAGUUUGACAGCCUUUUAAUGGAAAACGGUACAAAGAAUCACACAAUUCUGUUCAAAUCUACUUUAAAAACUUGGAUUUUCUGAUUGCUGAUGUUCUGCAUUUUGUUGCCUGACAUCCCUGAAGCUACACGAAUAAUAAGAGUCACGAAGAACAAACUAAAGCCACCAUCUUCCACUCCUUAGUGUUUAGAUGCUGAAAUAUGCCACUAUCAAAGGCUUCCCGCCUUGUACAUACGCUGUAGGGUAAAUCAAUCACUCGUUACAUUGGAUAAAACCACUUUAAAGCUUAAAAAACGUGCGUCUAGUGUUAGCUGUGAUGCUAAUUCUCCAGAGCCAGCUUCUACGUAUCUGUUCUCAUGUCUCACAAAUAAACCUAAAUGUUAAAUAUAUCAGUUAUCAGAACUGAAUUAACUUGUGGUAGAUUAGAUCUUAAGCUCUUAAAGGUAACCUAAGCACCAGAAACAGGCUUCAAGACGCAGCUAAGUUUCACGAGAGGAAACUGAAAUCUAGAGCAAUACUUAAGACGUGGUGAGAGUUUGUGUUCAGGACAAACGGCUCGCUCAUAGUUGGUGAUUUCCCUCUUUCUGUCGUGUCUUAUAUAGGUUUUAGUGCAUGUCAAUGGUCUGAAAAAGCAAAAAAAAGGUCUGGAAAAUAUCACUUUGGAACCCUCGCGCUCCUAUUGGCUAGCGCUCCAACGCGUUGUGCGUGAUAGGCUAAGGGCAGGGACAUCUUUAAGUGGUUAACCAAUCACAACAGAGCAAAAAAAAGGAUGGAAAAAGGUGCAAAAAAAAAAAGAUCCCGUUGAUUUUUCUUUAAAACUUGGAUCCUAAAUCCACCGAGAGAUGAUUUUUAGGUGAGAAAAAGUUAAAUUUGGGUCCUGUUUUGUACAGAAUGGUUAAAGAUGGAAAGUGAGUGAAAGAGACGAGGAAGAGUGUCGGGAUGUUUUGUGAUUUGAUCGAGUACGUUUCAGAUGGUUUGGGAAGUUAAAGGAUGUGAAAUCACCAACAUGAGCUGAAGCAUUUGAUCUCUAACAGGAAGUCAGUCUUCUUCAGGAUCAGUUUGAGAGUCUGUUUCCACCUGGUGUUAAAUCAUGUGUAUCUGUACGUCAGGAACAAUACAUGUCAAUGCAGCAGAACACAGUGUUUCUGGAUAUGGCUUUAUGAUAGAAAAUGACCACGACUAUUCUUUUCUAUCAUAAACCGUUGGUGUAUUCAACACUUCUGAGUUCACAACAGGACUCUAUGAGUAAUAUGCACAUAAACAUCUGAGGCUCCUAAAUGUUGAUGAUGCAUGAUGGGAAAAGUGUGCAUCGUGCAAGCUGAUUGGCUCUUUACUAUGGGGGUAACAGGAAACAACAACAGGAACCUUUUCAAGUGAGAUUUGACAGCUUUUACAAGUAAUAUUUUACAGUUCAUCUCAAAUGAAUUGUUCCAUGUCGUGUCAGCAAAGUCUUAUCCUCAGUCAGUCAGACAGCAGGCCGUUCAAAUCCAUUCAUAUUGAAGCCUAAGGUUAAUUUGAGAGCCUUUAAUGUCGCUAAAAAGCAUAAAUAAUCUACUUUUAAACGUGUGAAAAUCAAACUACAAUCCCAUAUUAUUUACAGACUUGCUUCGUCCGACACAUUAUGGAUACAAAUUAUAAUUAUUGCUACAAUUAACGUAAGAAAACCCACUUCUUCACAGAGUCAAAGUCCAUGGGGUCUUUUGCCAAAAAAGUAAAGAAAUAAAGGCAAAAAUACUAGGAAAUAAGGCCUUUAAAAGUUACGUUUUAAAAGUUAUUUAACAUCCAAUUUGGUCGAUUUAGAAGUAAGAGAAGGAGUCGUUUUUGGAGCUGUCGUUAAAAUGAAUAAAAGCACGACAGUAGGCAGUUAAAAGUUGGGUUUCAUAGUUAAUACUCACAUUAAAUCUGGUCCGAUAGUCGUCACAUGACCCUUAUCUUAGCAUUAAUUGAACAUCAUUUUGUACGUUCACCUAAAUGCAGCGUGGAGAUCAUGUUUCAGCUUUUAAAAGUUGAGUUUAACACUUAAAAAGCAAUCAAUUUUGAUCCUUUUGGUUUAAAAACAGUAAUGUUUCUCACUCUCCUGAUAAGUGGGGUGUAGUUGCAAUAAAGACCAUGACUAUCCACUAAAAAGAAGAAGGACAGACGCCUCCAAAAGCUGAUUUUCACACUUAAUUUCUAACCAAAUUUGGUCGGUUUCCAACCAAUAAAGUAGUCCCUCUUUGGCUGAUAUGAAAAUGGAUGCUUGGUCAGAUUGUGCUUCCAGAUACAGAUGUGUGUUUAAUACCAGGUUUAAACAGAGGCUUUGUUCUGCAGAUGAAGCUAAAUAAACGUACGAGUGGUUUAAAGUGAGUUGACCUGCAGAGUGUGUCCUCUAACGUGAGAAAGACGGAGUUAUGAGCCUCAAAUAAAUGAAGAAAGCGUUUUAUAUUCCCCGUGUAUAAAACCCAUCCUCCACCGAUGCAUCAAAGUGAUUCUAUCUUUUAGAAAUCCACGCUGCUUACCGUCAUGCAAACUCAUAUCAUAGCGCUACGUUAAAAACAUGCAUCAUGUGAACGAGCUGCACGAUAUCACGCUAACGAAAAAAAAUGUACUUUUAAAUCCGACUUUUCUCCGAGGUGAUCACAAAGGAGCCAGCGCAGUGCACACGUCACUGAUUUCACUCUGGAGGAAAGUCCGAUUGGUUUUAGCUGGAGUUAUUUCUUUACGAAUGUGUCAUUAUAGCGGUGUUUCAUAUAUAUUUUUGUACAUUUUAUGCAUCACAUGCGGUCACACUGUUGCCGGGUAGAGAUUUAGAGAGAGGGAGAUUUAUUCUGCAGAUCAAAUUUAUCGAGAUGACGAUAAACGCUCAUCUGUUUUUAUUUGAAAUUACAUUUGUUUGUUGUUUAUUGAAGAUGACGGUUCAGGGUUUCAAUGAGAUGGUGGGAGAAAAGAUCCCAUUCAUACUUCAUUUCUCGGUCUUAUCCAUCGUAUCAUUUCAAUAUGCUGACUUACUAACAAAUAUUAUAUCUAUGGUCAGUUAUUUUUGCAAGAAGUGGAGUAAAUCUGUGCUUAUUUUAGCAUUUCAAUUGUGUUUUUUUGCACGGAAGUUGCAGCUCAAGAUGUAUUCAAUAUUAAAGCUUUAAAUUCACUUACACUUAUUUUUGCAAAGACAGUUUUACAUGUUUCACUAUUCUGCUCACGAGGAAAUGUCAAAAAACUACUUUAUUUCAAAAGAAAACGGACAUUUCUUAAAACUGCUUUCACCUUUUUGUUUAUUUUCCAGCGGCUCCAGUAUUCAAAUGAUCUGUAAAUGCAUUUAGAGUGAAUUAUAAGGUUUAUUUCAGAGCCUUUCAUGUCCUUUAAAUGCAAAAACAAUUGAGUUCCCGUUGUUUAAUCCGACAGAUAUUUAGGGUUAGUUGCACGAUAAAUACUUUGCUCAGAAAGACACAAAAAUCAUGCCUUUAUUAAAAGUUGUGCUCUAUUAAAUUGGCUGUAAUCUGAAUUUGACACCGUCUCUAAUUGAGUAAAUUAAGUUGAGUGAAUCUGAGCUGCAACUUCUUGUCAGUAAAUAAAAAAAGGUAUAAUAAUAAAGUAUAAAUCUGAUGCAGGAAGCGAUCAGUCUGUGAAUCUACUUUUGAUAAAGCACAUUUAAUAGACUUAGCUCAUUUAGACGGUGUAAAAUGUGUUGCUCAAAUGAGAUGCUGAACAUGUAUUAACCGUCAUAACGAAAUAUGGUGUUUGCACUUUGAUCACUGUGUACUGGUACUAUAGCAAAAUAAAUCGCACAGAUUCAUGUCG